Plectropomus leopardus (leopard coralgrouper) is the source of this 2074-nucleotide messenger RNA. It is a transcript of the gene prcc, whose product is annotated as proline rich mitotic checkpoint control factor. Gene Ontology annotation, cellular component: nucleus. The record is from RefSeq and is a predicted model, not a curated record. NCBI's taxonomy places the organism in Eukaryota, Metazoa, Chordata, Actinopteri, Perciformes, Serranidae.
UUCAAUCAUGAAUGGUCGAGGCGAAUGUUUUGAUGAGUGUCGGGACUAAAAAGCUCAUUUUCUGCGGUGUAAAUCACAGCUGCUGCAUCAGCCGCUGUCUUAUUAUGUGCAGUAACAGAUCAGAAACGAAUUUAGUUUGACAAAGCAGGAAACUUCCGGGUAGUUUAUAUCAUUUUCCGCGGCGGCCUAGCUAACGUUAGCUAGCGCUGUGAAGUUGGGACAGUCCUUUGAUUUAACGACCUCACUGUGAGGCCCCUUUUUUAUUUUCCUGACACUACAGCUCCACUGGGAAUUAUUCCAUUAUCUUCCUGGCUAUAAUUAUCAAAAAUUAGCGUACCUUUAAUUGAAGUAAGCUCGUCGGAAAGUGUGAGUGCAGCUUUUUGAGGCCAAACCAAGGAGAAGCAGUUAUCCAUGUCCACGACUUCCUGCAGAUUAAUAACCUUUAACAGCACCAGCAAACAUGUCUUUAGUCGCCUACGGCAGCAGUGAUGACAGUGACUCAGAAGAGACCUCAACCUCUGCAGCACCGGAGAGCAAAGUCAGCUCAGGGGGGCUCUUCUCACUUCUGCCGGCCCCUAAAAAGCAGCCAGGAGGACCCGGUGAACCAAGAAAUGAGACAAAAACCAAUCGGGACAUCACGUCAAACGAUGACCUGGAUCUUCAGCCAUCUAAAGGAGGCAUAUUAUCCAGUCUGCCCAAGCCGAGGAAGCGAACAGAGCCUGUCAAGAUCACCGUGCCACAGAUCCAGAGACGGGAUUCAGACUCUGAUGAUGAUGAUGAUGAACCAGCAAAGAAGAAACUACACCCUCAGGGUUCAGGCCUGUCCUCCCUUCUACCGCAACCCAAAAACCUGAUAGUGAAGGAGACUGACAGACCCUUGAUUCCUCACACACUCACCAAGCGUCAAGAGCCCAAAAAACCCAAACCUGGAACGCCUGCUCAGGGUCUGCUUGGUUCUAGUGCAUCUCCCUCUGCUAUUAAAGCCGCGGCAAAGUCCGCCGCCCUGCAGCUGGCCAGACAAAUAGCCACUGACGACCAGGAUAACGAGGAGGACAUAACCCCACAGAACUACUUUUCUCUGGGCGAGAGCUCCCAGCCUCUCCCUGCAGUCGUCCCAAGCUUAGACCCUGAGCCAGGACCCCCAGUAGAGCCUCUUCCUCUCCCUUUUCCUCUUGCACCUGCCGAUGAGCCGGGUCAGUCAGACGCCCCUCUCGACUUCGGAGGUAACCAUGAGGGAGCUGGUCCAUGGGGAGGUCAAUAUCCGCAGUAUCAGCAGCCCUUGCCAGGCCCAGAAGCUCUCCCUCAGGGAUAUUAUAAUGAGCCAUACUAUGGAGACCCUGACGUCGGAUUGGCAGAAGCUGAAGAGCCUGGAAACUCCGCCAUGUUUGAUGAUGAAGCAUUCAUGCGGCUGCAGGGGAAACGGAAUAGAGGCAAAGAGGAGGUGAAGUUCCUGGAAAUCAAAGGGGAUGACCAGCUGAGUGGCAACCAGCAGUGGAUGACCAAGAGCAUGACAGAGGAGAAGCAGACCCGUCAGUCCUUCAGCAAGAAAAAAGGGGAACAGCCCACAGGGCAACAGCGACGCAAGCAUCAGAUAACAUAUCUCAUUCACCAGGCGAAGGAACGUGAGUUGGAGCUGAAGAACAGCUGGGCAGAUAACAAGCUAUCCCGCAGACAGACGCAGGCCAAAUACGGUUUCUAAAUAUCAGACUGUGGACUCUUGGUGGCAUGUGGAAACCCUGCAUCAGAAACUAGAGUAGAGCUUUCCAGACACCCCCCCCCCCCACAAAGGGAAAACUUGUGUGUGGGAAGAAACUAUACACACCUUUAUAAGAGUUUUUUCCCCCUGCCCUCCUUCCUGUAUUUGUGUUGAAUUGUUAUUAUUCAGUAGAUAUUUUGGUCAAAUGUUCCAUAAAGUGUUACUUCAGCCACAGUCUCUAAACUUCCUUUCACAGUAAUUUACAGUAAAUAUAGGCUCUGUACCUACAAAUAACAAUAUAACUGUGUUUUUAAGGUACCUGUGGCAGAGACGAUGUAACGUGACCCUUAAGAUGCUAUUAUAAAUGUUUUCCUUUCA